AUGAUUUUGGAAAUGGGUCCUUUUCACGUACUGAACAAGGAUGAAGACCCACAUUGGUUCAAAGCAGAACUCGAUGGCGUCGAAGGAUUUGUUCCGUCGAACUAUAUUCGAAUGCACGAUAGUCCAUGGUAUUUGGGAAAGAUUUCGCGAUUGGAUGCUGAGACACUGCUAAAGAAGCAGGGGACACGUGAUGGUAAUUUUCUAGUCCGACAGUGCGAGAGUUCUCCUGGUGACUUUAGUAUUUCCGUCAAGUGGGUUUUGUUUCACGAAUACUCAUUAGUGAUACACGCACUGGAACCCUUUCAUACCAUUGUCAGAGUAUGA
This is a messenger RNA of Cooperia oncophora, 324 nucleotides long. Lineage: Eukaryota; Metazoa; Nematoda; Chromadorea; Rhabditida; Trichostrongylidae. The record is from the annotation of a GenBank genome assembly.